Molecule: messenger RNA, 1167 nt
Organism: Schistocerca gregaria
Lineage: Eukaryota; Metazoa; Arthropoda; Insecta; Orthoptera; Acrididae
Exons: 3
Coding region: 26-340 (104 amino acids)
Source: RefSeq, a predicted model, not a curated record
GCAGUAGUAUUUCUUAUCGAGUACAAUGAAGGCUGCUCUGUUCUUUGUUGCUGCACUGGUCGCAGUAGCGGUGGUCCAAGGACAACCAGAAGAGUCGACCACCGCCGCCAACCAGGGUGAAGAACAGCCGUCCUCCACCAUCCCGGCUGUGAGAACGUUGGUGGCGGCGUCGUACACGGAAGAAGACGAAGAUACCAUUUGCGUCCAGGCAGACAACAAGUUCUACUUGUAUGCCAAUUCACUGAAGCUGUAUUCUUGCUAUCACCUACUACCGAGGGUUUACGUGGUGAAACCAAAGAGUCUGUGUAAACCAGUCCUGUCAGACUGUCCCAAGAACUAGGAGUAUUGCAAGUGUGUCGGCUCAUCCUGGAGGAGCUGACUCUCUGGGAUUGAGUGAAGACGAGAUGGCUGUGCUGUUGACUGAAGACAUCAACACUUUUCACAGAAAGCAACAAAUUCCAAGAGUGUAGAACAUACCUCUUUUACUAACAACAAAUACCGGUGGAAUGGGCUAAUCCUCUUUUAUGAUAGUUUCUGAUUGCUUCACGAUAUGCAGUAAAUCAGCUUUACAAUCAGUUUAUAAAUUGAGUGGAAAGAUUAUUGUUUAAAACAUGGUUUUGCCUGUUCUUUUUUUUAUCUUUCUGUUGGCCUUAUAAUAGUUUUGUCCUGACACAAUAAAACUGUACUUUCAUGUCGUCAACUGGACUUUUCCACUUCGAUCACUCAAACUGCCGGUAAAAGACAUCGAAUUGUAAUGUGUAACAUGGCGUUGUCUGACGUAACCUCAUCAGUGCAUCAGAGACAACGAAUUCAAAGUGUUCACCCACACGCAGAGCACCCUCUCCUUCACCGUGACAAUGCUAGUCUAGACACGAGCGUAGCGACGUCUUCAACUAGCCGACGCCUCUGGUUCAUCGACAUCUAUCAUCGUACAUUCAGUUCCGGCUUUGUCCCAGUCUGUCAUUAUCUGCUUCCAGAGCCGAAGGAACACCUUUGAGGACUCCACUUUGAUAGCAAUGAAGUGGUGCAGGUAGUCGACAAUGUCAGACAUUCUACAGUGACAGCAUAAUCAUACCAGUUUCUCGUUAUGUGUAAUGUGUUCGCCGUCAGGGCGACUAUGUUGAGGAGUAGACGUUUAGAUAUGAAGAAUAAAGCUGUAGAAUGUUA